Molecule: messenger RNA, 1352 nt
Organism: Spinacia oleracea (spinach)
Lineage: Eukaryota; Viridiplantae; Streptophyta; Magnoliopsida; Caryophyllales; Amaranthaceae
Exons: 6
Coding region: 981-1337 (118 amino acids)
Biological process (GO): ribosome biogenesis
Source: RefSeq, a predicted model, not a curated record
UCAAAUAUUUUACUAACAGAUUGGGGCGGGCUUUUGUGGGGUUCGCUUCUAUAGAUACUGUUGAAGGGGGCUUUUGAUUGCCCGCCUCAAUAGACACUAGUCUAAAGGGGCGGGCUUAUGUUUGUUCGCUUCAACAGGUCUUCACAAUCUACUGCGUUUUAAUUCUAUCUCCUCCUCAUUUCAUCUGUUUCAUUUCUCUCUCUUCUCUUCGCUCUCCUCUCUCCUCUCUCUCCUGGUUCAAAACUCCUCAAACCCGCUAUUUCGUCAACAAAUCGGGCUACCUCUCCUCACAGUCGUUGGCUUCCAUGGAAGCUUUUCCUCCGCCUUCCAUGGAAGAGUUACAAAGCUAGGGUAUCUCCGCGACCUCUCUCCCUCGACUCUUCAAACUCGUCGAUUUGUCUCCCUCCUCAAGCUAGGGUAUAUCGAUUCGACCGUCAUCUACUUAGCAUUCUCGAGGAAGACGGCGUCGUUCUCCAAAUGAGGUAACUCUUUCAUCUCUCUCCAUCUCUCCUGCAUUCUUCAAUUCUUUUAGGUUUUUGAUUUUUCAUAUUAUUUUUUAUUAACUUUUUUGAUUUAUAAUUUAGGUUUUUGAUUAUUUUUGUUGAUUUUAACGAUUUUUUAUUUUCUAACGGGAGGUGCGGCUCGGGUUUCGGUAGGUCGUGGGUGGUCGGAUGAGGCGACGCAAGCAAGGUGAUGGCUUGCUGGUGGCUCUGAUCUUGCGGUGCUAUAUAUCCAAGUCCUGCAGCAUCUAAAGCUGAGUUAUAUGUAGUCAUGACCAGUAUGGUUUAUUUCAGGAUCACAACCAUGCUCAAUGUGGAAUUACAGAGUGUAGUAAACUGAAGGAUUUGAAGACUGCAUUUCUGACAGAUGACGCAACAACAAUUUGUUUAGAGAUUCUGGAGAAAGGAGAUCUUCAAGUUGCAGGGAAAGAAAGGGAGGCUCAAUUGUCACUUCAGUUUCGUGAUAUUGCCACCAUUGUCAUGGAAAACACCAUUAAUCCUGACACGAAACGCCCUUACUCGAUAACUAUGAUCGAACGUUUGAUGCAUGACAUCCAUUUUGCUGUUGAUCCUUAUAACAGUUCCAAAAAGCAGGCACUAGAUGUUAUUCACCGGCUUGUAAAGAAAUUUCCCAUCAAAAGAUCUCCAAUGAGACUUCGACUUACUGUUGGUGAGAAGAAUUUUUCCACUAUAUUGGAGAAGCUAGGCACUUGGAAUGGUGAGAUUGUGACUAUGGAUGAAUCUGGAACUCAAUUUUCAGUUGAUGACCAGAAGAUGGCAGCAAGGUUGGCUAACACAAUGUGCAAUUCACUUAAAGGAAGACCUGCCCUGGUAUAGUCAUACUUCUUUUUA